Messenger RNA from Penicillium expansum, 321 nucleotides. RefSeq lists its product as uncharacterized. The record is from RefSeq and is a predicted model, not a curated record. Bases 1 to 321 code for a protein of 106 amino acids. NCBI's taxonomy places the organism in Eukaryota, Fungi, Ascomycota, Eurotiomycetes, Eurotiales, Aspergillaceae. The transcript is spliced from 4 exons.
AUGUCCGACCCCCGACUUAUUGAUAUGGAACCUGGCGGAGAGAGCACUCAAUAUGAGUCCAUCAGGGAAUUCACCAAGACCCCCCCAAAGCAGACCGGACAACUGGGGAGUGGCAUGAAGCACACUAUAAGCGAAGUGAGCCCCGGUCUAGGAACACAUAGCCCAGUACCCAGCAUUGACGAGGAUUUCCAGGCCCAGAAGCUGGGCAUGGGAGCAUUCGCUGACUCUGGUAAAAAAGAUACGAAACGUGACGAGGAUGAUGCCGUGGCCAAGGCCCGCAGACAACAGGGGUAUGGGCCUGGGUCUGGUGUCGGGGCUUAG